AUGCGUGUCUCGACAAUUGGAAUUUGGGCCUUGUCGGUUAGUGCAACUGCCGCGAAGACCUGUUACAAUGUAACGGUGGAGGUCCCAGUCACAGCUCGCAAUGGCGUGUUCGACAAUAUCAGCACGCCCCAGACGAACUUUGACGCUACUUCCUUCGUUCUCGCAGCGACCAAGCAAGGUAGAAACUUGACGGAAGUAGCCUUGUCUGGCUAUGCAACUGUGUCGGGCCACUAUAACAUCUCAACUCAGUACUGUGUGCCGAAAAAUGCUGGGAACACGGCCUAUACGCUUCAGAUCCUCACACAUGGAAUGGGUUUUGACAAGACAUAUUGGGAUCUGCCAUAUAGCAACUAUAACUACUCCUACGUGGAUUAUGUCUUGUCUCGAGGCUAUCACACACUCUCCUACGACCGACUGGGCUUUGGCAAAUCUUCCCAUGGUGACGCAAAGAACGAGAUCCAGGCAUUCUUAGAGAUUGAGGCCCUCGCUCAGUUGACCCGCAUGGUGCGCAACGGCAAGAUAUCUAACAUCAAGACCCCGGCCAAGGUCGUCCACGUCGGACAUUCAUUCGGGUCUGCCCAGACCGUUGCGUUGUCGGCGAUGUACCCCAAGCUUUCCGAUGCGCUCGUGCUCACCGGGUAUUCGACAAGCGCCGACUAUAUGCCAAUGUUCCUGAGCGGCGCCAACUUCCAACAAGCCCGACUCAACGGCAAGAACUCGGACUACACAGGUGGAUACUUGACGAGUGCGGACGCCGGCAGCAAUAUAUAUCUCUUCCUCUGCCCGCCGCAUUUUGACACCGGUCUUCUGAAGUUCGCAGAAGAGAACAAGCAGCCCAUGACUAUCGGCGAACUCUUGACUAUCACUGGUCUGCCAGCGCAGAGCAAUUUCACAGGACCUGUUUAUGUCAUUGAUGGUGCGAACGAUGUGCCAUUUUGUGGCGGUGACUGUUUGAACACGGGUGGGAAAUCGGCUUCUAUUCCUGCUGGUGCGAAGAUGAUCUUUCCCUCGGCCAGUGCUUUCUCUGCCUACAUUCACCCCAACACUGGCCAUGCUAUCAAUCUGCACUAUAACGCCACUGCAGCUUAUAAGCAGAUCAAUGACUUCUUGGGGGCUCAUGGAUUGAUGAGCAAGAGUCAUUCACAUGAUCAUGCCCGUCAUCAUCAGUGA
This is a messenger RNA of Penicillium robsamsonii, 1170 nucleotides long. RefSeq names its product alpha/beta hydrolase. NCBI's taxonomy places the organism in Eukaryota, Fungi, Ascomycota, Eurotiomycetes, Eurotiales, Aspergillaceae. Bases 1 to 1170 code for a protein of 389 amino acids. The transcript has 2 exons. The record is from RefSeq and is a predicted model, not a curated record.